AUUCAGUGAACCGUACAAUUUUUGCGUUACCUAUCACUUUUAAGUACACUUUUCCUUUUUCGGCAACUACUUAUUUUAUACUCUCCUCUAACUUUAGACAGGCAGUGGCGGCUGGUGAUGAGGUGGCACAACAGGGAAAUAAACAUAAACUAAUCAUAAUUGUAAAUUUCAUUUGACAAUCAUUGUUUCGCCAAACUUUGGUUUCUUGAACUUGAACUUCAAUUUAACUCUGCUCUUUAAAGUGUUUAGCCUGUACGAUACGAUGAUGGCCGCUGACCGCCAUACUGUUUUCGUGGCACGUGGCGAUAUCACAUUUCAGUUGCUACUAUAAAGUCUCGUUAUACUCAGAUACAUACACACUAAUUGAUUAUCAAAUUACGUCAAACAUGCAGUCCAUCGCUAUAUACUUGGUUUUAAAUAAUGUUAAGGCUUUUACGUAUUUUAAUUAUUGCUUGCAUAAAUAUAAACGAGAGGGCACGACGUGCAUACUCAAAUAGGGUGUCGUCAUGCGGCUUAGCAAGGGUGAAAGAAACAAUAGAGCUUGGUAAACGUGAUACUUUUCGUCUGUUUCAUGUUAAUACAAAGGAAUUUAAACGAGAUAUUUCUGUUAAUGGAUAAGUUCAUGGACCACAGUUCUAUAAGUGUAACGAAAGUGUAAAAAUUACACUUUCGAUAUUGUAGAAAGUUGAUCCCGAUGAUAAAGGGGGGCGAUGAUUUCGAGAUCAAUAAGAUGUUUUACGCGCAGAAGCAUGUCAUAUGGGUUUAUUCAAAAGAAAAUAGGGACUUCUGCUGCCGAACACUGAUAAAUAGCAUUUAAGGAAGAUAAUGUAAUGGAAACGCAACAGCUUAGUAGUAGUAUAUACGCGCGACUUGUUUUCAAAUUUAACUUUUCUAAUGUAGUCUGAAUAAAUACGAAAUUUUAAAGAAUAUUAUGCAUAUUGAAUUGGCAUACAUACCUUAACAAAACGGGAAUAUAAUCUGGAAAUAUCAGUCAGAAGAAAAAGGUACGAUUGAAGUUUUUGAAUUUUACUGAUGGCAUGGUGCAUUUAAUCAAUUACUUGGCAUUAUUGGAAUGAUGCAUAAUGCACAUUUUUUUCCGGUAUAAAUAGUGUAGAGUAGUGCAGAAGUAGUUUGAAAAAAAUCUCAUUCUGAAGGCCCAAUGUCCAAAUGCCGCAGAACUUGUUAGAAGACAGUACCGAUGCAAUUCGGUUAGAACCGCUGGGAAGACUUAAAAGAAAUCAAAACGGAAGUGCCCGUCAACACGGCGGUACUGAUGAAAUUGUACAAAUCACUUCAUAUUCGAUUCGUUCAUCUAACGUCUACAAUGCGUGUGAAACAGAUGGUGUUACAGGAAGAGAAAGUCCCACGGGAGUUCCGCACAAGAGAAACAUUUACGAACAGAAUGGCGUGGCCACUUGUUCCCAGAAACGUGCCCUUAUUAUCGCUACUGCGGUAUUUACUGUACUUCUUGCAGCCGCCGUAAUCAUAGCUUAUGCUGGUCCGCAAACCGAAUGUUCUUGUGUCGGUUAUAAAAAUUCAAAUUAUAUAGAUGAAGAUGAUAAUGAGACCAAGCCUUUCGUACCUAGGGCUACUAAUGGCCAAGUUUUUCCUUGGAACAAUAUUCGUCUUCCUACAUUUGUUAAGCCCAUUAGAUACAACAUAACUAUACAUCCCAACCUGACUACAUUAGAUGUUAAAGCUCAAAUUUCAGUACUAUUUUUCGUAGAGAAAGACACACAAUUUAUUGUACUACACGCAAAAAAUAUAACAAUUACUGAUAAGAUGGUGCAAGACAAAAAAGGAAACCAUAUACGAGUAACUAAGUUAUUAGAAUAUACUGGAGCCCAACAAAUAUAUUUUGAAGUAAAAGAAAAAUUUAAAAAGAAACAUAAUUAUACUUUAAAUUUAAGAUACACAACUAAGUUAAGUAGAGAUUAUAAAGGAUUUUACGUAUCUAGUUACAAAAAUAGCGAAGGAGAGACUAGGUAUCUAGCGAGCACACAUUUUCAAUCAACAUUUGCUCGAUCUGCCUUCCCUUGCUUUGACGAACCACAUCUAAAGGCGAGGUUUAAAUUGUCGAUAUUUAGAGACAGAUUUCACAUUGCUCUUUUCAAUACGCCUGCAGUAAGCACCGAAGAUGUAGGAUUCUACAUGGGACAGGGACUUCUACGAGAUGACUUCAAAGAGUCUGUAGAAAUGAGCACAUAUCUGGUCGCUUUUGUUAUAUGUGAUUACCAUAACAUUCAUUUAGCAACAAACACGGGGAUAUCGGUAGCAGUUUAUGCGCCAUCGCCUUUUAUAUCAAAAAGUAACUUCUCCCUUAUCACUGCCGUUCAUGUAAUGGAAUUCUUCCAACAUUUCCUUGAUGUACAAUAUCCUUUACCAAAACAAGAUCUCAUUGUCGUUCCUGGUUUUACGGGUAGAGCUAUGGAAAGCUGGGGUCUUAUUACUUAUAGUGAAACUGCCAUUUUAUAUGAUCCAAUAGAAACAUCAACCGCAGCACAUCAGGGUAUUGCAGUAACAAUAGCACAUAAAGUAGCACAUCAGUGGUUUGGAAAUUUAGUCACAAUGAAAUGGUGGAACGACCUCUGGUUGAGCGAAGGUAUGGCCAGCUUUUUAGAAUAUCAAGGGAUAAACAAUUUUAAGCCGGAAUGGAAAAUAUUGGAACAAUUUAUUCUUGAUAAAACUCAACCAGCUCUUGCCCUUGACGCUCUCUCCAGUAGUCAUCCUAUAUCUGUAACUGUACACGAUCCGAAAGAAAUAGAAGCUAUUUUUGACAGUAUUUCAUAUAGCAAGGGGGCUGCAAUUGUGUACAUGUUAGCAAGCAGCCUUAAUUAUGAAACGCUUCAAAAUGGUCUGAGGGAUUAUUUGACCACUUAUCAGUACAGUAAUGCUGACAUCAACGAUUUGUGGAGUACGCUGAGUCGAAAUACUAACGAAUCAUUGGAAAUUAAGACUAUAAUGGAUACCUGGACCCAACAAAUGGGGUUCCCUGUCGUUUAUAUACGCAGAGAAGAAAAUCAGUUCGUAGCAAUUCAAGAAAGAUUCCUCUUAACAACCGAACAAGCAAAUAAUUCGACCAAGACAAACCCUUUUUCUCCUUACGAAUACAAAUGGUAUCUCCCGUUAACUUAUUUUACAGACAUGGAACAUGAUAAAGUUUACAGUGUCUGGAUGAACAUGACGGACGUUAGAUUCGAAAUAAACAGUAGCGUGAGUUGGAUAAAGGCGAACGUGAACCAAACCGGGUUCUAUCGCGUCAUGUACGAAAUGGACGUCUGGUACAAAAUUAUCAACCAACUUAAAAGAAACCAUACACUUUUUAAUGCAGCAGAUCGAGCUCAGCUUAUAGACGAUGUAUUUACAUUGUGCAGGGCUGGUUUAUUGAACGCAAGCGUUGUACUGGAUUUGACUUCGUAUUUAGUAAGAGAACGGGAUUAUGUUCCUUGGGCAACAGCAAUUCGUCAUUUUAAGACAUGGAGUCAGUUACUAUCGGAAUCCCUAGCAUAUAAAGUAUUUAUUCAAUAUAUGCUAACGUUACUCUCCCCCAUAGCUAAAUACGUCGGCUGGAACAAUCGUGGAACUCAUUUAGAAAAAUUAACUCGAGCGGAAAUUCUGCUGUCCGCAGUGUAUUACGGCCUAAACGAAACAGUUACUCGUGCGAAGAAACAAUUUAAAAGCUGGAUUUUAGGAAACGAAACAAUCCUAGCGGACCUUAAGGAAAUUGUUUAUUCUGCUGGAAUUAAGUUCGGUGGACAGAGCGAAUGGCAGCAUUGCUGGGACGUAUACAAUACAACAACGAUUGCUAGUGAAAAAAAGUUGCUUCUCAAAGCACUCGGAGGCGCGUCAGAUCCAUGGCUUCUUCAAAGGUAUCUUAUGAAAACUUUGGAUCCACAGCAAAUAAAAGCACAAGAUGUAAAAGUGGUCCUUGCAGUUGUUGCUGCCAAUCCUGAAGGUAGAUUAUUGGCAUGGCGUCAUCUUAAAGCUUAUUGGCCUACGAUGCAUUCGCUUUUUGCAAAUACCACUUUUAUGAUGGGAAGUUUGAUAUCUGCGGUAACAGCUCAUUUAUCGACACAGUAUGACUAUUAUGAGGUGUCUACUUACUUCAAUGGUAUGGACGUCGGUUCUUCAAUUAGAGCUCUCGAGCAAAGUUUGGAGACUAUUAAGUUGAAUAUUAGGUGGCUAUUGACAAACGAAGAAAAUAUUUACCACUGGCUCCAAGAUCAUAUCCAAUAGUGGUCAUUACUAAUUACUCACAACUGCGACCGUACAAACUGUUCCCUGAACAACUUAAUUAACAUUGACUUUAACUAAUUAUUGAAAAGUUGGCGAGAAAUUUCAGAGACAAGGUGGUAUUCGUUAAUUUAUUAAAAUGUCUUCUUCAUACUUAAUCAAGUUUCCAAUUUCGUAAUAAGACUGUAUUUUAGUUUAUUCUAGGUAUGUUUAUCUUUUCAUACAAAUAAAUAAAUCUAAUACGUUUUAGUUCUCGCAGGAAUUUGGAAAAUAGUUUAACUGUGUGAGAAGACAUACCUACAUGCUAACUGUCUAUGUUUUGCUAUUUUGAAAAAUUAAAAGGAAGCUUUGACAUUGGAAUAUCUAUUACAUUUUAUAUUCGUAAAUCAAUUGAUUUUAAUUAUUCUCUUUUUCUUGGUUACAAAAUUAAAUCGCGCCAGAAAAGUAUAUUAUAUACAUAAAAUAAAAAAAGACCAAAAGUAUAUAUUACAAAAUUAACUGGUGCAGUUCAUCUGUCCAUCCAUUUUGGAAGCACAAACCAUUUUUUUAAACUUAAGAAUGUUUGGUAUAGUAUAUUAAAAGAAAUUCUUCUAUAUAUUUCAAUUUAGGCGGUAAAUAAGUUAGUUUAAGUAGAAAAAUGAAUUUGUGGGACAUUUUUCCGUGAAAACUUGUAUAGAUUAGAAUCGUAAAUGUGCAGGUUGUGUGAAAUAUUUUUUAACUAAUCGUAAAAUCUAUUUUGUUAUAAAAUAUCAAUGAUAUCGACAAAUAAACAAUGCAACAAUU
Agrilus planipennis (emerald ash borer) is the source of this 5016-nucleotide messenger RNA. Its product is annotated as endoplasmic reticulum aminopeptidase 1. Lineage: Eukaryota; Metazoa; Arthropoda; Insecta; Coleoptera; Buprestidae. The record is from RefSeq and is a predicted model, not a curated record. Bases 1168 to 4236 code for a protein of 1022 amino acids. The transcript has 17 exons. Gene Ontology annotation, molecular function: peptide binding; metalloaminopeptidase activity; zinc ion binding. Gene Ontology annotation, biological process: proteolysis; peptide catabolic process. Gene Ontology annotation, cellular component: cytoplasm.